AUGAAAGCGCAUUUGAAGCCUUUAUUCAUAAAAGGAAAGGUGGAGAAUGUUGGUGUAAAUAAGAUACUGGUGGAUGGGGGAGCCACAGUAAAUUUGAUGCCCCAUUUUAUGCUGAAGAGGAUUGGGAAAGAUGACUCAGACGCAAAACCUCACAACAUGGUGUUGUCGAACUAUGAAGGGAAGUUAGGAACUACUAUGGGUGUCAUCCAAGUGAGUUUGACUGUUGGAACCAUAACAAGGCCAACGAUGUUUAUGGUCAUUGCGUCAAGGGAAAACUACAACCUACUGCUUGGAAGGGAGUGGAUUCAUGGCGUAGGAGUCGUACCCUCUUCAAUGCAUCAACGAAUAGCCAUAUGGAGGCCAGACGGGAUCGUCGGAAACAUUGAGGCUGAUCAAAUCUAUUUCAUGACAGAGAUAAACAAUGUCAACAGUCAAAGUUUCGACAAGAACUUGGCUCACAUACCUCCAUGCAGCCCAGCCGAAUUCGACUUAAAGGUGUAG
Lathyrus oleraceus (garden pea) is the source of this 501-nucleotide messenger RNA. RefSeq lists its product as uncharacterized. Bases 1 to 501 code for a protein of 166 amino acids. The transcript has a single exon. Lineage: Eukaryota; Viridiplantae; Streptophyta; Magnoliopsida; Fabales; Fabaceae. The record is from RefSeq and is a predicted model, not a curated record.